GGAGAAGGAAAAGAGGGAAGAGGAGCUGGAGCAUCGGGAAGCUGUCCGCCGGCUUCCGGACAUUCGGAGCGGCAUCGCAGCUGCAGUCUCUAACUGGAACGAUAAACCUCGACGAUUUUGGAUUGUAAUUCGUAGCUGGAAUCGGUGUUCCUGUUUAGUACAAUGUCUAGGAAGGUCCAAAGGAGCGAGGUGUGUGCCGACUGCAGUGCGCCAGAUCCUGGAUGGAGCAGUAUAAACCGAGGGGUGCUGAUCUGUGAUGAGUGCUGCUCUGUGCAUCGUAGCCUUGGGCGCCACAUCUCCAUCGUCAAACAUCUGCGGCACAGUGGCUGGCCCCCGUCCCUACUGCAGAUGGUGCAAACCCUGGCCAGCAACGGUGCCAACUCCAUUUGGGAGCACUCGUUACUAGACCCUGCACAGGUUCAAAGUGGUCGCAGAAAACCUAACCCACAAGAUAAAGUCCAUCCCACCAAGUCCGAGUUCAUUCGCGCCAAAUAUCAGAUGCUCGCAUUCGUCCACAAGUUGCCGUGCCGUGAUGAUGAUGGGGUCACCAGCAAGGAUCUCAGCAAGCAACUGCAUUCAAGUGUUCGAACAGGAAGUCUGGAGACGUGUCUGCGACUGCUGUCUCUUGGAGCUCAGGCCAAUUUCUUUCACCCUGAGAAAGGCACCACCCCUUUACAUGUGGCUGCCAAAGCAGGCCAGGUCCUUCAAGCCGAGCUUCUAGUAGUGUACGGAGCCGACCCCGGAGCACCGGACAUUAACGGCCGAACGCCCAUGGACUACGCCAGGCAAGCGGGUCAGGUAGAGCUAGCUGAGCGACUGGUGGAAUGUCAAUACGAGCUCACAGACCGACUGGCCUUCUACCUGUGCGGCCGGCGUCCAGAUCACAAGAACGGACAUUAUAUCAUUCCUCAGAUGGCAGACAGAGCUCGCCCUAAGUGCCCGACGCAGAGCCUGGACCUGUCUGAACUAGCGAAGGCUGCCAAGAAGAAGCUCCAAGCGCUAAAUAACCGCUUGUUCGAAGAGCUGGCCAUGGAUGUGUAUGAUGAAGUAGACAGAAGGGAGAAUGAUGCAGUUUGGCUGACGACUCAAAACCACAGCACACUGGUUACAGAGAGGAGUGCGGUUCCUUUCCUGCCCGUCAAUCCUGAAUAUUCAGCCACACGCAACCAGGGCAGACAAAAGCUGGCACGCUUCAACGCGCGGGAAUUCGCUACGCUUAUUAUCGACAUCCUUAGCGACGCUAAACGACGGCAGCAAGGCAAAGGCCUGACGAGUCCCACUGAGCCCCUGGACGCAGGUCAGGCAGACGAUGACCAACACGACUACGAUAGCGUAGCUUCCGAUGAGGACACGGACAGUGAGCUGACUGCGCAGAACAAUACCAACUCUCAGCGCAACAACCGUGCCAAGAGCAUGGAUUCGUCUGAUCUGUCGGAUGGGCCCAUCACGCUACAAGAGUACCUGGAGGUAAAGAAAGCCCUGGCUUCCUCUGAGGCCAAAGUUCAGCAGCUUAUGAAAGUCAACAACAAUCUAAGUGAGGAGCUGAGGAGGCUUCAAAAAGAGAUUUCACGGAUGCAGACGGAGAAUGUUGUCCUGCGGGGUGGCCAGGCUGGGCACACAGGGGCUCUAGGGGGUGGCGGGCCGGGCCUGUGGCCUGCCGGUGCCAGAGGAGGGCCAGGUGGAGGUGCUGGUCUUGGUGACUCGAACCUGACUCCACCGUCCUCGGCACUUCCGCGGAGGGACCGGCAGGCCUUCUCAAUGUACGAACCCGGCUCUGCCACCCCCAAAGCCCUCAGCCCAGCCCUGAACUCCCUGAGCGGCCACCUGCAGCCCCUCAGCUCCAGCGUUCGAAAAGGGGCUUCUGCAGGCCCCACCCCCUAUGGGGGACCACACCUUUCAGCCUCUAUGGAAGUGGGUCGAUAUAUGCCUCCUAAAUUAGAGAAGCAUGGUAGCGGUACUGACAGUGACUACGACAACACUCAAACAUAUGACACAUCACUUGGUUUGGGCCGCAGCAGUGAGGAGGAGAGCCGGGCGGAGGACUGCAGUGAUGGAGGGGAACCAGAUCCCACUCUGCCCUGCACAGAGGACGUCAUCCUGAAAACAGAGCAGGUCACCAAGAACAUCCAAGAGCUGCUGAGAGCCGCACAGGAGUUUAAACACGACAGUUUUGUGCCAUGCUCAGAAAAGAUCCACUCAGCAGUAACAGAGAUGGCCUCUCUCUUUCCCAAGAGGCCAGCCCUGGACGCUGUGCGUGCCUCCCUCAAGCUGCUGGCCACCAGCGCUUCCCGCCUGCAGGUGGAGUGUCGUAAAGCGGCCCCGUCCGAGUCCUCAGCCAGCGCUGUCGACUACCAGCUUCUCACACAGCAGGUCAUACAGUGCGCCUAUGACAUAGCCAAGGCUGCUAAACAGCUCGUCACUAUUACCACCCGCGAGAAGAAGCAGUGACCCGGCGUUCGGAACAACAGGCACGGACUGACCGAGAAACAGGCUCGGGGAAGCACUACAGAGACAGGACACACUGGUGGUGGUGGAAGGAACUGCUAACGUAGGAUGAGAUGCACAUGAUUGAUGAAAGGAGGACAUCGAGGUUAAAUGGAAGAAGGAAACACGUAGUGGAAUUAAAAAGAAUAAAAGAAAGCAAUUGGAAAGUACAUGUAGCUGGCACCACCUACACGGAGGGAGGGCACAAGAGACCCUAAUUGGAAAGGUUUUAAUCAUCUCACUGAUCUGUUAUUGGGAUUCCUCUCUAUGUGCACCGCUUUCUUCUCACUUUCCACCCAAACACACACACACACACACACACACACACACACACACACACACAGUCAGGUCCAAGUGGGUCUUUCACUUGCACUCCUUCACUAUUGCCUAUUUUUUCCUCCUUUAGCCAUUUCCUGAGCUAUUUCUAUGUUUGUCCCGCACACAACACCCAGGAAAGUGAAGGCUAACACGUGCUUCCUUCAAGACACGUAAAGCCACUCAGCCACGUAACAUGGUUUGGCACACGAACACGCUUUAUACCCUGCAGCUUUGAUCAGUAAGGGAGACAGGAUGCCAUACCACCAACCCAGGGCCAUAUCGCUCUCUGGUACUACAUGCUACAAACGGCUAUGACAUCACAGGGCCUUGAACUUACAAUCUCUGGACAAUAGAUCUUGCUGUUGCUCCAAUUAGGAGCGCUUACAUGCACGUUUAACAUUCACACACACACACAUACAGUCUGCUUUCUCUGUUUUAUCAUUUACUUUCAUUUCUUUAAUCCUUAUUUCUUGAUUUAUGUCUGUUUUUGAAAGCCACGUCUGCUGGCCUUUACCUCCCGGGACAAAUGUUUAGACUUAAACACUUACACUGGAAUUAUUGUAAUGAUUAUGACUAUAGUUUUUUUUAUUAUUAUUAUUAUUAAUGUUUAAUUAUCAUUG
This is a messenger RNA of Trichomycterus rosablanca, 3422 nucleotides long. RefSeq names its product G protein-coupled receptor kinase interacting ArfGAP 1 (gene git1). The record is from RefSeq and is a predicted model, not a curated record. Lineage: Eukaryota; Metazoa; Chordata; Actinopteri; Siluriformes; Trichomycteridae. Gene Ontology annotation, biological process: regulation of G protein-coupled receptor signaling pathway; regulation of ARF protein signal transduction; synaptic vesicle recycling. The transcript is spliced from 21 exons. Gene Ontology annotation, molecular function: small GTPase binding; GTPase activator activity. Gene Ontology annotation, cellular component: synapse; cytosol; postsynapse. Bases 163 to 2448 code for a protein of 761 amino acids.